GGCUAGAAAUGACUGCUCCUCAAUCAUCACCACAGGGCUGGAGGGACACCUUCAGAUCACCAUGAGGGAGUGUCUCUCCAUUCACAUUGGUCAAGCUGGUGUCCAGAUUGGGGAUGCUUGCUGGGAACUGUAUUGCCUGGAACAUGGAAUCCAGCCAGAUGGCUUUAUUCUGGACAGCCAACACGAUCAUUUGGAAAAUGCUAAGACGGAACAUAGGAGUACAUCUUUAGAUACUUUCUUUGAUGAGACAAGAGCCGGGAAGCAUGUGCCCAGAGCACUUUUCAUGGACCUUGAACCAACUGUUAUAGACGGGAUCCGUGUCGGAAAGUACCACUCACUCUUCCACCCGGAACAGCUUGUGAAUGGAAAAGAAGAUGCGGCAAACAACUACGCACGAGGUCGCUACUCUGCAGAACAAUGCAGUGGACUUCAGGCAAUUUCAAUUUCCCGAAGCUUUGGAGGAGGCACAGGGUCGGGAUUUACAUCUCUCUUGAUGGAGCAACUCUCGGCAGAGUAUUACAGGAAGACAAAAUUGGAGUUCUCUGUCUACCCAUCUCCUAGGCUCUCCACCGCUGUAGUAGAACCUUACAAUGCCAUCCUCACCACCCAUUCUACUAUAGAACACUCAGACUGCACAUUCCUGGUGGACAACGAGGCUCUCUAUGACAUCUGCCGUCACAAGCUUGGUGUCGAACGUCCUUCCUAUGCUAGUAUAAAUAGGUUGAUAGCUCAGGUGUUAUCUUCCAUUACCGCUUCACUCCGCUUUGAAGGGCCUCUGAAUGUGGACUUAAUCGAAUUCCAGACCAAUCUAGUGCCUUAUCCCAGGAUACAUUUCCCCAUCCCAUCCUUUGCCCCCAUCGUCUCUGCUGACAAAGCCUACCAUGAGCAGCUCUCUGUGCCUGACAUCACUGCUGCUUGCUUUGAGUUCUCCAACCAGUUCGUCAAGUGUGAUCCUCGGCUUGGGAAGUACAUGGCUUGCUGCCUACUAUACAGAGGAGAUGUGGUCCCUAAGGAUGUGAAUGCAGCAAUUAUAGCCAUGAAGUCAAGGACCUCUGUUCAGUUUGUUGAUUGGUGUCCAACUGGUUUCAAGGUGGGCAUCAAUCAGCAGCCGCCUACGGCAAUGCCAGGAGGGGAUCUAGCCAGGGUUCAGCGAGCUGUGUGUACGUUGAGCAAUACCACGGCGAUUGUGGAAGCCUGGGCCCGCCUGGACCACAAAUUUGACCUCAUGUAUGCCAAGAAGGCAUUUCUGCACUGGUACAUCAUGGAAGGCAUGGAGCAAGGGGAGUUUAUAGAGGCCAGGGAAGAUCUGGCUGCUCUGGAGAAAGAUUAUGAGGAAGUGGGACUGAGUUUUUGA
Arvicola amphibius (Eurasian water vole) is the source of this 1354-nucleotide messenger RNA. RefSeq names its product tubulin alpha like 3 (gene Tubal3). The coding region runs from base 62 to 1354 and encodes 430 amino acids. Gene Ontology annotation, cellular component: microtubule; cytoplasm. Gene Ontology annotation, biological process: mitotic cell cycle; microtubule cytoskeleton organization. The record is from RefSeq and is a predicted model, not a curated record. The transcript is spliced from 4 exons. Gene Ontology annotation, molecular function: structural constituent of cytoskeleton; GTP binding. NCBI's taxonomy places the organism in Eukaryota, Metazoa, Chordata, Mammalia, Rodentia, Cricetidae.